AUGUCGCUACCACCAGAGCAGAUUAAUAUCAAGCGUCGCCGGGAGGAGGAGCCGGUUGAGACUCUCUACAUCCAGUCCGCGACACGCCAAACCAAGCGCCGAUUCACCGAUUAUGUCUUCGAGCGUGUCACACUAAGCCGUAAAGAUGUCGCGGCUACCGAAUCGACUCCGCUUCCACCAGGGAACCCCGCCGCCCAACGACUCCUACGCACCCCCCGCUCCGUGAGCAGCUUGCACAUUCCCAACCGUCGCGCGGCGGCAGCGGCAGCGGCAGCAGCAACACAGCCGACAAAUUCCAACGGAAUUCCCGUGGUACGAGCAACUUCUCCGGGUGCAGAGAUUCGAGAAGCCCAUCGCCUAGCGGCAGCACGAAAAGACGCCGAGGAAAAGCGUCAACGUCUUCUACAAACUCCGCCGCAGCCUCCCUCGGCAGCGCAUUCGACGCCGAGCCAAGCUCCAUCUACUCCUCCCGAGCAGGAACAGGAGAGAGGAGGAGAAAUACUCUCUGUGCCGGGCCUGUCGAGCCGUGCGCAGUCCCUUCGUCGAUUCCAAAUCUCUCGCUCCAGCAGUCCCAGUCUUGGUGCGCCCGGUACGAUUGGAGGAGGAAUCCAGAAACGACGCACUGAUGGCGCAGCGCCGGGUGUGGCGGUUCUCGUGGAACAGCUUCGUCGUCAACCACAUUCUCGCAAAGCGUCUAUGGUUGCGGGACUGGUCGACCAAGCUCGUCUCGAUGCAUCCGUCAACAAUGAAGAGUCCGACAAUGCUCCCGUCAAACCACGGAAACGACCUGUCGUCAAUCAGGCCGAGAAGAAAUGGCGUGCGGAGCGUCAGAGUGCCAUCAACGCUGCCAAGCAGCAUCUGUCCGAGGUGUUGGACAAAUCGGCUCGUCAGACGAAUCACACCACCUGGGAAGAAGAGUCGGAGCGCCUUGCGAAGGAUUUUGAACAAGUUGCGCUGGAGUUGGAGCAGGAGCAGGAUCGGGCACGGGGGCAUGAGAUGGAGCUCGAUGAUCACGCUAUGGACAUGACGACUGAGCAGCAGCCACGAAUCGUACCGCCACCGAUCUCCUCGCCAAAGCCGAUGAAGUAUCAGCCCCGGCCACCGAAACAGCCUCGCGCGAUAGCUCGACCUGCAGCUUCUCAGACGGAGAUGGAGGGCGUCGUGGCUGGAGUCGGGGCUGGAGCCGAGACUGGGUCUGGGGCAAGCUCUGCUCUGGCUGAAGAGGAUGAGGAUGACUACGUCUACGAUGUGUACAUUCGUCGACCAUUAUCCGAGCGUGAAAUGCUCACCAACCCUCUAGCCGAGCUUGAAAGCGAACAACAGCUGCAACAGAUUGAAGCGGCGAAUCGGGGCAUUGGUGUCAUUGUGAUCACCGCAGAGGAUGAAGAAUACUGGGAGAACUUUGUGGAAGAUGAGGAGGAGGAAUGGGACAGUGAAGACGCGGAUUCGAAUGCUGAAAAUAACCCUGCGAAUGAAUACCCCGACGAGGAGCUGUCUUCCUCUGACGAGGAGGAUGAUCCGACGGCCAUCUAUCGCAAAUACCGACAUCGUGCCGCCUCGGAUGAUGAGGAGUACGACAUUGAUGACUCGGGGAGUGAGGGAGGGGCUCCCUUUGGAUCAAAAUAUGGGUUUUCACAGCGGUACGCUGGGGAUGGAGAUUCCGACGAGGAUAGCUAUUGA
This is a messenger RNA of Penicillium oxalicum, 1680 nucleotides long. RefSeq names its product Iwr1 domain-containing protein. Gene Ontology annotation, biological process: protein import into nucleus. Lineage: Eukaryota; Fungi; Ascomycota; Eurotiomycetes; Eurotiales; Aspergillaceae. The transcript has 3 exons. The record is from RefSeq and is a predicted model, not a curated record. Gene Ontology annotation, cellular component: cytoplasm. The coding region runs from base 1 to 1680 and encodes 559 amino acids.